Molecule: messenger RNA, 2324 nt
Organism: Durusdinium trenchii
Lineage: Eukaryota; Dinophyceae; Suessiales; Symbiodiniaceae
Source: the annotation of a GenBank genome assembly
CCUGUACGUCUGAGUUCACCGGUGAGUCUGGAGAUCUUGAUGCCAUGGCGCCGGAGGUGAAGCCGCACCCAUAUCGUGUGUUCGUCUCUGGCCUCUCCAAAACCCAUGUGGAACGCUACGAUGGUGGCAUUGUAGAAGAGGAUAACUUGGGCUAUUUCUUCUACGACAGAGGUUGCCGAGUGGAAGAUGUAAGACUCAUGGCGGAUCCAAGUACAAGCAAGUGCCGAGGUUUCGGCUUCGUGGACUUUGCAGACGAGGAUUCCUUCCACAAGGCCCUGAGCUUGGCUGGGACGCAGGACCCUCCCAAAGUGAAGCUCGACCACAGUUCUGGUGGCCGCAUCAAGGUGGAGGCUGCCAAGCCCGCACAGCCAGUGGUGAGGGACAAGCACAAAGAGCUGGCCAAAGCUCGAGAUCACACUGAAGAUAUGGAGCGUGCCUUGCGAUGGCGUGAGGCGAAGGUGAGGGAACUCUCCAUGGAACUGCACAAGCACCGAGAGCGGCAGAAGCUGCUGGAUGCCCGGCGCACCGUGGAGCAGUGUUUGGCAGAAGAAUGCCUCAGGCAAGAUGAGAUUCACCAGGCGGAGGAGAAGUUGGCCGCUGUAGAGGAGGUCUUGAGAGCCGCGUUGGCCUCCGAACAGGAUAGAACCCGGGCACUGGAAGCAAUUGCUCACAGUGUGGAUGAGAACCAACGCAGGUCCGAGGCCCAUUUGGAAGAAGUAGGCCAUGAGGAGGCAACUGCAGCUCAUGGCCCAGGCCCUGAGCUUCGGAUCAAAAACACCUUCUACGAGUUCUGCAUUCCCAAGGAUGUUGAGCCACUAGUUCGAACCAAAACAGCACCCAGCGCUGUCAACAAGAUGGGUGGGUAUGCUGAUGCGCAGUCUCCGACAGAUGCCGGCAAGCAAGAGGCAUCCAGCGCAGCAUCUUCAUCCACUAAGGCGUCUCCGCUGCUGACGCUCAUGCCAGCGCCGUCCCCUCCGGCACCGUGGGCCGUGAAGCGUGACACGUCACACAUCCUUCGAUCCAUCUUGGAAGACAAGAUGGAAGCCGAAACGGAGAAAGAUGCCUCUGAAGCCAGAGGCCGCAGUUCAUCUCGACAAGCCAAGGCAAAGUUGUCAUCAGAAGUCAAGGGGCACAGCUUAGAGGCCCAGGCCAAGGCACCAGAGACUCGUGUGGACUUGAAAGACAAGGAUCUCGUUGCCAAUCAAGGACUCUGCCAAGGCGACUUGUCCAUCCCUGCAGACCACAUCACUAGUUGGGCCGAUGAGAGUGAGAACUUGGAGCCAGGAGAUGUUGAGCCCUGGUCUGCACCCUCCUCUCCUUCAGGUCGACGCGAGGUGAGGAUCAGGAAUCUCCCGCUGAGACCGGCGGAGGAGUUGAAGGAUGCAAUAAGAGAAGAAUUGGGCCGACUUUGGCGAGUGGUGCUCAACAGAACUCCGCCAGUGGUGGAGUCGCUGUCCAUAGCCGACCAUCAGGAUGAGUCAGUGGCCAAUUCCGCAGCUCGUGCGGCAGGGACCGAGGCCACCAUUCAGUUCCUUCGUGCGGCGGAUGCACACUGGUUGGUUGACCAACGACAGCCAGCAAACUGGGCCCGUGCUGAAACAAUGUCCAUUCGCGGCAGGGUACUUCAUGCUGAAUGGACGCCUCUACCGCCGCCUGUUGACUGGCGCAGACUCCGGUACAAGGCUGACACUGAUGCUUCAUCACAACUCUCCUAUGAUACCGUUGGCACGAAGCGCUCCUGCAGCCAUGCCAUUGCGGCAAGGAAGCCUGAAGUCGUACAGAGUGGACGUGGAGUUCAUCCCCCGCAAAACAGGACGGUGAUUUUAACCGGGAUUGCACCUCAUCUCCCAGUGCACAUGGUGAGAAGUGAGGUGCUGGACUUGCUCCGGCGCCUCUGGCAGCGGGAUGGUUUAAAGUUUGACCCGGACACCCAGCUUCACCGCGGCGCAGAGGGUGGCCUCGGCGUUCGGCAUGGGCGCCGGGGCCAGGAGAACGAUGGCAGCUGCAUGGUACGGCUGAGGAACUAUGCAGAUGCCAAGUGGCUGGUGGAACAGGCUCGCGGCCUGAGCAUUGAGGGGAAGCCAGUGAGGGCAAUGUGGGCUCGACCCAAAGAUGGCCGCUGAGGAACUCCAUGGAGCGCACCUGCUCAACCCUGGCACUGAGGAAUGCUGUGGACUGCAAAGCGUUGUAUAUAUCCGAAAGCUUCAUAGAAGUUCCCUUUCUGUGGGCCACCAGAAGCACAAAUCUCCAGUUUCCAUUCAGGAUCAAGACACUCUGACUGAUCUGGGGAACUUGAGAGGAAAAGGGAAUCUGCUGUAGAGCCC